AUGCAGUAACCAGCCCAACGGGUAGCCUCUGGUUAAUUGUAAUGCGGAAAGGAGGGGGGCACUUGGCACCGGCGCUCCUUCUGUGCGUAAAGACGUCUGAUGCUUGGCGAGACGCAGAUUCGGGCUCACCGGCGCGCUAACGCCCACAUCCCCAAGCCGACUCUGCUUUCUUUAGGUGAAUGAAAGUUUGCUAGGAGGGGGACGGCAGAAGAAUGAUAUCUGACCAGGAUGAGUCGGAAAGGUGAAGUUAAAUAAGCAAAGAGCGCGUCAACCACCUGUUAUAAAUCAGCGCGAAAUGGGCAUGCUUAGUGUGGCUCUGGUAACUUUGCAGAUUUUGCCUGGCUUCUUUCUCACCAACUGCCUGUUUUUUUUCGUGCUGUAUGACUCGAUAGUGCUGGUUAAGCGUGUGGUGUCCCUCCUGAGCUGCUCGGGCUCCACGGUGAGGCAGCGCAUGUUAACCUCAGCCGGCGUGCGCUCCAUAUGGAACAGCUUUCUUCUGGAUGCCUACAAACAGGUGAAGUUGGGCGAAGCUGCUCCAAACUCUAAGGUGGUGAAGGUCCCUGGCAUCAAUAGAUGCUGGAGCAUCAGCGGUAAGACCCACCAGUGCCACCUGCUGGACUUUGAGUCUCCUGACCGCCCGAUAGUGGUCAACUUCGGCUCGGCCACUUGACCCCCCUUUAUAAGCCAGCUGCCGGUCUUCCGGCGGAUGGUUGAGGAAUUUUCGCAUGUGGCAGAUUUCCUGCUGGUCUACAUCGAUGAGGCUCACCCUUCAGAUGGCUGGGUGGGUCCUCCCAUGGAGAACUUUUCGUUUGAAGUGCAGGAAACACCGAAAUCUGGAGGGAGGGUGUUUGCCGCCAGGACACUUCUGGAGCAUUUCUCUUUGCCUCCUCAGUGCCAGUUGGUGGCCGAUUGCAUGGACAAUAAUGCCAACAUAGCCUACGGUGUGUCCUACGAGAGGGUCUGCAUCGUGCAGAAGAAUAAAAUCGCUUACCUUGGGGGUAAGGGUCCAUUUUUCUACAACCUUAAAGAUGAGAGAUGGCUGGAGAAGUGCUAUGGAAAGUGAUAAUUUCUUGGAGAAAAAAAGAGGUCAAAUGGCCUUUUUUUGUGAAUGUUAGAAGAUUUUAUUUUGUAUAAUGGAGAGAAUCGAGGGAAAGGUGCUUUUGGACUGUUUAACGGUUGGCUCCAGUGGAAACGCUUGGGCUGGGCUCCAAGUCAUUUUCUUGAAUUUUUUAUUAUUUUUUGAAUGAUAAACAGGUGUCCUACAUUCCUAACCACUUAAAAAAAGAAAAUGAAAUGAAUAUAGACACUAAAUACUGACCUUGUGGUUUGCACUUCAAUUUUGAGAUUACAUUGUUGCCAGCAAAAUGAUUUGUAGAUGCACUAUUAAUAACUUGUUCCUUUUGCAAAUAAUGUAGAGUUAAAAGUGUGCAAUAUUUUUAUGCGACAUAACAUAUAUUGCUUACAAAAGAAAACCAAAUUGCUGAAGAGAAGAGAAAGCACAAGUUCCCAGCUUUUAUAUGAAAAGAGAUAAUUUAUUUUUAUUGACAUGUUUAUUUUAUAUGUGGCCUGUUUAUGCACUUGUAAUACUUUCCCUUGCCCUGACAACUGACAAUCAUUCACAUUCCAUGUAUCAGCUUUUACAUUCACACCAGUAACAAAAGCAUUAUCGGCAUCCAAUAACCACAGCUACUAAUAAUGCAAGUCGUUUGACCUGUAUUGUACUCUUACUGCUCUUAAUAAGCUGGACAACUGGAGGGAAAAUUCUCCCAUCGGCCGCAGCCACCGAAUUUAACUCGGACACUUGGCUUGACUGCUGUGUACAGGAAAGCUGACGGAAAGUUAUUUUAUUCCUGAAUGUUAGAGAAAUGUUUUUGAAUGUUGUUGAUGGUGACUUUAACGCAUCGGCAGUCGCUCAUUUGGCUCAAUACGGUGUUGGUGUGCACAUGAAAAUCACAGAUGAAAUGGUCCCCUGUCCUGUCUGUGGUUGGAUGAGAGACCACACCUCUCCGUCCUGAUCCAAUAGGCAUGACUGCUAACAUGCUGAAACCAAUCACUCUGAAUCUGAAUCACUCUGGAAGGCUUUGAGUUUGCUUCACAGAACAGUUCUCAUGUACUACAACUGUCCUCGGUCCUUUUAAUGAGAAAAAGGCAAGACAAAUAAAGUUGAACUGCUGCUGACUAUGA
This is a messenger RNA of Danio aesculapii, 2184 nucleotides long. RefSeq names its product iodothyronine deiodinase 2 (gene dio2). The record is from RefSeq and is a predicted model, not a curated record. NCBI's taxonomy places the organism in Eukaryota, Metazoa, Chordata, Actinopteri, Cypriniformes, Danionidae. Gene Ontology annotation, molecular function: thyroxine 5'-deiodinase activity.